Molecule: messenger RNA, 3068 nt
Organism: Artibeus jamaicensis (Jamaican fruit-eating bat)
Lineage: Eukaryota; Metazoa; Chordata; Mammalia; Chiroptera; Phyllostomidae
Gene: ACSL3
Product: acyl-CoA synthetase long chain family member 3
Exons: 17
Coding region: 357-2519 (720 amino acids)
Biological process (GO): long-chain fatty acid metabolic process; neuron differentiation; long-chain fatty-acyl-CoA metabolic process
Cellular component (GO): endoplasmic reticulum; lipid droplet; plasma membrane
Molecular function (GO): long-chain fatty acid-CoA ligase activity
Source: RefSeq, a predicted model, not a curated record
CCCGGGCGGUUCGGCUUAACAGACGCUGGUGUGCCGGCGCGGGGGAGAGUCGCUGCAGUUGUCGCCACGGCCGGGGCUGGGACGAGGCGGCGACAGCAGACCGGACAACCGACGGUCGCCUACUCGCUGUGCGGCCACUGCGGCUGCGCCUGGGUCUCCAGGAGACGGCGCGGGACGUGAGUGCUCUGAGUACUGUCAUGUUGGCUCAUUUGAUUCUCUUAAUUAUACCAUGAGCAAGAAGAUGGAGAUUUGGAGGUGUCGAAACCCAGUCGCCUGUCGUGAAGACGCUACCAGUACCUCCUGCCAUUGUCAACUGAUUCUUAUGGAAAUCUGUUAAUCCUACUUUUUGAGCACUUAUGAAUAACUACAUAUCUUCAGCACCAUCUACCAUGAAGCUAAAACAGACCAUCAACCCCAUUCUUUUAUAUUUCAUACAUUUUAUAAUAUUACUUUAUACUAUUAUAACAUACAUUCCAUGUUAUUUUUUGUCUGAGUCAAGACAAGAAAAAUCAAACCAAAUUAAAGCAAAGCCUGUAAAUUCGAAACCCGGAUCUGCAUACAGAUCUGUUAACAGUUUGAAUGGCUUGGCCUCAGUAUUACACCCUGGAUGUGAUACACUAGAUAAAGUUUUUAUGUAUGCAAAAAACAAAUUUAAGGACAAAAGACUCUUGGGAACCCGUGAAGUUUUAAAUGAGGAAGAUGAAGUACAACCAAAUGGAAAAAUUUUUAAAAAGGUUAUUCUUGGACACUACAAUUGGCUCUCCUACGAAGACGUCUUCAUUAGCGCUUUCAAUUUUGGAAACGGCUUACAGAUGCUGGGUCAGAAGCCGAAGACCAACAUCGCCAUCUUCUGUGAGACCAGGGCUGAGUGGAUGAUCGCUGCGCAGGCGUGCUUCAUGUACAACUUCCAGCUUGUCACUUUGUAUGCGACUCUGGGAGGCCCGGCAAUUGUCCAUGGACUAAAUGAAACGGAGGUGACGAACAUCAUCACUAGUAAAGAGCUGCUGCAAACAAAGUUGAAGGAUAUAGUCUCUUUAGUCCCUCGCCUGCGGCACAUCAUCACAGUCAAUGGCAAGCCGCCCACCUGGACGGAGUUCCCCAAGGGCGUCAUUGUGCACACCAUGGCCGCAGUGCAGGCGCUGGGAGCCAAGGCGAGUGCGGAAAACAAACCCGAGAGCACCCCAGCACCCUCGGAUAUCGCUGUCAUCAUGUACACAAGUGGGUCCACGGGGCUGCCCAAGGGGGUCAUGAUCUCCCACAGCAACAUCGUCGCCGGGGUCACUGGGAUGGCGGAGAGGAUCCCAGGCCUGGGGGAGGAAGAUGUUUACAUUGGAUACUUGCCCCUGGCCCACGUGUUGGAGUUAAGUGCUGAGCUCGUUUGCCUUUCUCAUGGGUGUUGCAUAGGCUACUCUUCGCCACAGACGUUAGCAGACCAGUCUUCAAAAAUAAAAAAAGGAAGCAAAGGGGAUACAUCCACACUGAAGCCGACACUGAUGGCCGCAGUUCCGGAAAUCAUGGAUCGAAUCUACAAAAAUGUCAUGAAUAAAGUGAAUGAAAUGAGUAGUUUUCAACGUAACCUGUUUAUUCUGGCCUAUAACUAUAAAAUGGAACAGAUUUCAAAGGGACAGAGUACUCCGCUAUGUGAUAGAUUUGUUUUCCGGAAAGUUCGAAGCUUGCUGGGUGGGAAUAUCCGGCUUCUGUUGUGUGGGGGGGCUCCACUGUCCGCAGCCACCCAGCGCUUCAUGAACAUCUGCUUCUGCUGCUCCGUGGGGCAGGGCUACGGGCUCACCGAGUCUGCCGGGGCCGGGACGAUCACAGAAGUGUGGGACUACAACACUGGCAGAGUGGGGGCGCCCCUGGUGUGCUGCGAAAUCAGACUAAAGAACUGGGAGGAAGGUGGAUACUUCAAUACAGAUAAACCACAUCCCAGGGGUGAGAUCCUUAUUGGUGGCCAGAAUGUGACGAUGGGGUACUACAAAAAUGAUGCAAAAACAAAAGCUGACUUCUUUGAAGACAAGAACGGGCAGAGGUGGCUCUGUACCGGAGACAUUGGAGAGUUUGACCCCGAUGGUUGUUUGAAGAUUAUCGAUCGUAAAAAGGACCUUGUAAAGCUUCAGGCAGGAGAAUAUGUUUCUCUUGGGAAAGUAGAGGCAGCUUUGAAGAAUCUUCCAUUAAUAGACAACAUUUGUGCAUAUGCAAACAGCUACCACUCUUACGUCAUCGGAUUUGUUGUGCCAAACCAAAAGGAACUGACAGAACUGGCCCGGAAGAAAGGGCUGAAAGGGACGUGGGAGGAGCUGUGCAACAGCUGUGAGAUGGAAAACGAGGUCCUCAAGGUGCUGUCCGAGGCCGCCGUUUCAGCAAGCCUGGAAAAGUUUGAAAUUCCAGUGAAAAUUCGUUUGAGUCCUGAACCAUGGACCCCGGAAACUGGUCUGGUGACAGAUGCCUUCAAGCUGAAGCGCAAAGAGCUGAAAACACAUUACCAGGCGGACAUUGAGCGAAUGUACGGGAGGAAAUAGCGUUCUCUCCGUCUUCGGUUUGCUGCAGGGAGCUCGGAUCAGCUCGGGAAAUACUUGAAAUGCAUGUCUCAGACCGUGAGGCGAACUCCGUUCCUCAUGCUAGACCUGAACCGUCAUUUCUCGUGACGUCGCCGCCUCUGACGGGACGAGGGAAAGACUGAGACAGCCGACGCCCUCGGUCUCGCCUUCUCCUCCUCAGUUCGUACGCGCCCGUCUGCGCGAGGACUCCCUCCCACACUGCACUGGGAGCAGCGGUUUUAAAACCUCAAGUUUUUAAACAUGAUUUGUAUGUUCUGUAUAAUGUUCAGUUUGUAACUUUUUAAAGUUUGGAUGUAUAGAGGGUUAAAUAGGAAAUAUAAAAAUUGGUUAUUUGGGGGGCUUUUUUACUCACAGUAUUUAAAAAUGUAAGGUUAUGUAUGAUGUGAAAUUAUGUAAAUUUCAAAUGCUUAUGAAUCAAAUCAUUGUUGAACAAAAGCUUUGUUGCUGUGUAAUUAUUGUCCUGUAUGCAUUCGAGAGAAAUAAAUCCACCCAUACUUACGUUUUAAGAAA